GUGUCCCUCAGUGGGGCUGUGAGUGUGUGUCUCUCAGUGGGGCUGUGAGUGUGUGUCUCUCAGUGGGGCUGUGAGUGUGUGUCUCUCAGUGGGGCUGUGAGUGUGUGUCUCUCAGUGGGGCUGUGAGUGUGUGUCUCUCAGUGGGGCUGUGUGGCAGAACGCUGGGAGGGAUGGAGCCAUUUUCUUACAGAAUGAAGAUCUGAUGUUGCUGCUGAUAAUCUUCUAUGGUAAUGAAGCCACGCCCACGGCACAAGUGACUCCUGAAUAUUAUUGCAGAGCCCAGUGCACCCUGGGGGAUCCAGAGGUCUCAGGAGCGUUGAUUGAUGUGGCCAAGCACCUGGGCAAUCUGAAGUACAGAGUGUGGGAGAAGAUGCUGGGGACUGUUCAAUACACUCCUGUGACUCUGGACCCAAACACAGCACAUCCCAAACUCUCACUGUCUGAGGAUCUGACCAGUGUGAGACGCAGUGAUGAGGGACAGCAGGUUCCUGAUAAUCCAGAGAGAUGUGUUGGGUGGUUGUGUGUGCUGGGCUCUGAGGGAUUCAGCUCAGGGACACACUGCUGGGAUGUAGAAGUGGGGGGUGGGAUCUGGCAGGUGGGUGUGGUUAAAGAGUCAUUCAGCAGGAAAGGGGAUGCGGAUGUGAGCCCAGCAGGAGGACUGUUUGGUAUAGAGCUGUUCAGGGGCAAAUACAGAGCCAUGACCUCCACACCUCCACGCCUCACUGUGCAGAGGAAACUCCAGAGGGUCAGAGUGCAGCUGGACUGGGAUAGGGGGAAGGUGUCAUUCUCUGACCCCAGUGACAACACUCCUCUCUACACUUUUAAACACUCCUUCACUGAGAGACUGUUUCCUUUCUUUUGUACUCUGGGGACUGUGCGGAUCUGUCCACUGAAGGUGUCUGUAAGUGUAAAAUAGCAAUGUGGCAUUGUUGGUAAACAUCAGUUGAAGUAAAAUGACUUUAUUUAAUCAACUCAGAGCAGGUUUACUACAAAUGUCAAACAAAAACACGUCAUGAACAAAAUAUAGUCAAUUAUCUGAAAUGUAAAUACAAACAUUCUUAAGUGCUUGAUGAGAAAUGUCUGAUCUCUCUGAUAUGACCUCACAAUGUUAUUACUGAAUAAUUACUGUGGUACAUGGUGGUACUGUAAGUACACUGGUGUUGUGUGUGUAAUGAGUUGAGGUGUAAU
This is a messenger RNA of Conger conger (European conger), 1188 nucleotides long. Its product is annotated as zinc-binding protein A33-like. Gene Ontology annotation, molecular function: protein binding. The transcript is spliced from 2 exons. Lineage: Eukaryota; Metazoa; Chordata; Actinopteri; Anguilliformes; Congridae. Bases 203 to 916 code for a protein of 237 amino acids. The record is from RefSeq and is a predicted model, not a curated record.